CAUCUCAAGUUACAUCUGUUCUCAUUCUCCCUCUUUAAAAAUAUAUCGGAAAUUUCUGAAGCUUUUCAAUAAUUUUCUCGAGCUAUGACCGCCCAGAAAUCUGUGUUGCAAUUGAGUGUUCACGAGGAAAGAAUCAGGAAGAAAGUGUGGGCGACCGUUUCUAAAUUUUCAGGGGUUACUUCGAUAGCAAUGGAUGAUAAAACCGGGAAAAUGACGGUAGUUGGUGAAGUUGAUGUACCGGUUAUCGUAAAGAAGCUAAGGAAGAUAUGUAAUGCAGAGCUUGUUACGGUUGAAGUUGUUAAACCACCUGAGAAAAAGCCAGAACCAGAGAAACCGACUCCAGCUAAACCGGCCGAAAUUGUUGCCUUCCCUGUUACGCAGUUUAGCUACCCGUACCAGUAUCAUUCGUCCUAUGCUAAUUCGUACUAUCAACCAUGCGAUAAUUACAGAGUUGUGGUGGAGGAACCAAAUACUUGUGUGAUUAUGUAACACUUCAUUUUAGUCUGUAGAACUAUUAAUUUUGAUGGAAGAAUGUUUUUUUGGGUUACUUUGACAUAAAUUUCUUGUAAUGAGCUUAAA
Molecule: messenger RNA, 579 nt
Organism: Brassica oleracea var. oleracea
Lineage: Eukaryota; Viridiplantae; Streptophyta; Magnoliopsida; Brassicales; Brassicaceae
Exons: 3
Coding region: 85-489 (134 amino acids)
Molecular function (GO): metal ion binding
Source: RefSeq, a predicted model, not a curated record